AUGUCAUCAUUCGACUAUGCUCCAGAUCUGCCCAGUCGGAAAAUCGUUCACAUGUACGUUGUCCGGUAUACCUCGUCGUUUCAAAGCCUUGUCUUCCCUGUCAUUGGUGGAUCACUUUUUGCGAACACGCUGGAUCUUGCAUACGGGCCUCGUCAUGCUUUUGGUCAUGCUAGUGCCAAGGCUUGUGUUUAUUCCUUUCUCUCGUUUGUGACUUUAUUUGGUUUCGACGAUGUCGUACAUGGAGCUGCGGGUUGGAGUUCCUAUGCUUCCGCAUCCCAGAUAUUGAUACCUCACAUUAUUCAAGAGACGACUGUCGACGGUGUUCAAUCACUUCUCAUGCUUGCCCUAUUUCAAUACUUUUUAGGCCAUCUUCAGCAAGCUACAGCCUCUAUAUCGAUUGUCACCCGUCUUCUCUACAUACUUGGCGCCCACAGGCUUCCAACUGAUGAAAAUCCGGCUGUCUAUAUGUCUUCAUACAAUAAAGGCACAUUAAAGUGUCAUUUGCGGGACCUUUUCUGGCUCUGCUAUUCGUUGGACAAGGAUAUUUGUCUAAGGACAGGACAACCUCCGUGUAUCGAUGACUCGGAAUGCAAUCUUUCACUACCAGCCGAUUACGUGCAGCUACAAAACUCUAAUAUACAACAAGAAAGCAUAAUACCCGAUGAUUAUACGCAGCCUCUCUUCCCGUGGGAUCUUCGACUUUCAAUUAUAAAGUCGGAAGCGUACCGUACGCUUUACUCGGCCAAUGCACGGCUGAAAACAAACUCGGAGAUUAUUUCAGGGAUUCGUCAUCUUGAUGCAGCGCUGGAGCAGUGGAGGCUGUCUCUCCAGCCGGAUAUUCGUCCGAUUUUAUGUGUCUCUGGAGAAAUGGCAUUAAAAACAAGCCCUAACACCCAGGAAGCGAUUCUGCGACUCGCAUACUAUCACUGUGUGAUAAUAAUUCACCAAGCAAGUGGUAGGUGCAAACUAUCAAGAGCCGAGCCGGGAAAUGUAUUUGAGGGGAUUAGUUCCAGUAUCAGCCUUUCCAUUGCUGCCAGUCGGUCGUCGCUCUCUCUCAUUCAAAGUGCGCUUCCUAUGCUGAAGGGUGAAUGUUUCUGGGUUGUACUAUUUUAUGCUUUGACUGCGAUUCUGACAAUCUUCUGCGAUAUCGUCAAAGAUCCCCUUCAAAUAAGCAGCAACACUAACGUGAAACUUCUCUAUGAUGUCCCCACCUUGAUGUGCAAGAUUCCAAUUCGCUAUCUGACCCCAGUCGAAAUAAUGCACUUGAAGUUUCUUGACGGGUUUACGACGGAGCUUGCACGGCUUGGGAGAUGUGCCAUCUCCAAGGCUCAGGAAGAGUUACAUGUACCGAGAGAAGAGCCAAUUGCCGGUUAA
Messenger RNA from Talaromyces rugulosus, 1374 nucleotides. RefSeq lists its product as uncharacterized. Bases 1 to 1374 code for a protein of 457 amino acids. Gene Ontology annotation, molecular function: DNA binding; zinc ion binding. The record is from RefSeq and is a predicted model, not a curated record. The transcript has 3 exons. Lineage: Eukaryota; Fungi; Ascomycota; Eurotiomycetes; Eurotiales; Trichocomaceae. Gene Ontology annotation, biological process: DNA-templated transcription.